GACAUUAUGCAGCAGCCACCACAGGAGCCAGAGACCGGGCAGGAGGGGGUGGAUUUGGGGGAGCCCAAGAAGAUGACUCGGGAGGACUGGAGGAAGAAGAAGGAGCUGGAGGAGCAGAGGAAGCUGGGUAAUGCUCCUGCCGAGGUGGACGAAGAGGGAAAGGACAUCAACCCUCAUAUCCCCCAGUACAUUGCGUCGGUCCCCUGGUAUAUCGACCCCUCCAAGCGGCCCACACUGAAGCAUCAGAGGCCCCAGGACGAGCUCCAGAAGCAGUACUCUACCAUCGGGGAGUGGUACAAGAGGGGAGUCCAAGAGAAAGCGAUCAGCACCAAGUUCCGCAAGGGAGCGUGUGAGAACUGUGGAGCCAUGACCCAUAAGAAGAAGGACUGUCUUGAGCGUCCAAGAAAAGUUGGUGCUAAAUUUACUGGCACAGGCAUGGCUCCAGACGAGCAUGACCAAAUCACGCUGGACAUGGACUAUGACGGGAAACGAGAUCGCUGGAAUGGCUAUGAUCCUGAGGACCAUAUGCGUAUUGUAGAAGAGUAUUCCAAAGUCGACCUGGCCAAAAGAACUCUAAAAGCUCAGAAGUUGCAAGAGGAGUUGGCAUCAGGAAAGCUUGUGAACCAGCAAGAGCGUGAGCAUGACAGUGAGGACGAGGAUGAGGAUAAGUAUGCGGACGACUUUGACAUGCCGGGACAGAACUUUGACUCCAAGAGACGUAUUACUGUCAGGAAUCUGAGAAUCAGAGAGGACAUUGCAAAGUACCUCAGAAACCUGGAUCCAAACUCAGCUUACUACGACCCCAAGACCAGAGCCAUGAGGGAGAACCCUUAUGGCAACACCGGGAAGAACCCAGAGGAGGUGGGAUAUGCCGGGGACAACUUUGCCCGCUAUUCAGGAGACACCAUCGGCAUGGCUUCAACACAAUUGUUUGCGUGGGAGGCGUAUGAUAAGGGCUCGGAGGUGCACCUGCAGGCCGACCCCACCAAGCUGGAGCUGCUCCACAAGUCCUUCAAGGUCAAGAAGGAGGACUUCAAGCAGAUGCAGAAGGAGGGCAUCCUAGAGAAGUAUGGUGGCUCGGAGCACCUGGACGCUCCUCCCCGGGAGCUGCUGCUGGCCCAGACGGAGGAGUAUGUGGAGUACUCACGUCACGGCGCUGUCAUCAAGGGACAGGAGAAGGCCAUCGCACGCUCCAAAUACGAAGAGGAUGUCCUCGUCCAAAACCACACGUGCAUCUGGGGUUCCUACUGGAAGGAAGGCAACUGGGGCUAUAAGUGCUGCCACUCCCUGGUCAAGCAGAGUUACUGCACCGGGGAGGCGGGCCGGAAGACAUCGAACACCACAUGCGUUCCAUUUGAGGAGGGCGUAGAAGAGAUUCAGGAAGAGGAGGUCCCAAAGACUCUUCUGGAGCUUCACCGAGAGAAGUUGAAGGACAAGAAAAAGAAGAAGAAGGACAAGAAGAACAAGAAAAAGGACUCCGACGACAGCGACGAGGAGGAUGAAGCCAAGAAGAAAGAGAAACUCAAGAAGGCUCUGCUGGCGGAGGAGCAGCGUCAGAAGGAGGUGAUGGCGAUGAUGCAGGUGGACGAGAGGAAGCGUCCGUACAACAGCCUGACGGAGGUGCGGGAGCCCACAGAGGAGGAGAUGGAGGCCUUCAGGAUGAAGCGGCCGCGGGCCGACGACCCCAUGGCCAACUUCCUCUCGCAGUGAGGAGGUCCAACGACCUCAAUCUCCUCCUCACAAUCAGCUCCUGGUGACUGUCCUUCUCUUGUAGUGAGCUCCCAGACCACCCCAUUGGCCUCCUUCCUGUAACAGUGAGGAGUUGCAAUGAACAUCCUCCUCAGUGAGCUCGUGACAACUGCAAUGUCCUGAAGACCCCCAGCCUCUUCCAUCCUCCAUGUUCCUGACAACUCCAUUGGCCUCCACCCUUUCCCCAAACAACACAUAGCCAUUCUCCUUCCCCAUGCAAUCACCUCUUCCCCUCACCGCCACAUAGCCUCAUCCUUCCUUCCUUCUCCCCCAAGGGAGCUCCUAUAGAUGCCCAAUGACCACGGCAGCUGACAGCUUUGACCAGACCAAGGAGAAAGUAAUCUGAAAGGCAUCCCCACCCAAUACAUACAGUGUAAUGAGGACAUCAUUCUGGGGGCUCACCUUCUCCCAUGGCCCGAAACAACUGACUGUCCCUGUCGGCUUCCCUGCCAAUGACCUCCUCCCUUUAGCAGAGAGGUCCUGGUGAACCCUAAUGACCCUCUGCUGGCAUUAAGGUCUUGCCACCUCGAAUGCCAACUUAACCUCCCACAGCGACCUUCUCUUGUGUCAGUCAGCAACGGACUGCUCUUUUACCUGUAUCCCACCACAGAGUGUCCCCAGCAGAAUUUGGAGGACCACCACCACCACAGCUCAACAGAACUCUGGGCCCUCAGGCAGAUGGCUUUUUAUUAUGUCAGAGGCAGAGAUGUAUCAAGUAGACAUACGUAGAAGUACUGUCACUGAUAUAAUUGCGACACUAGUAGUAUGAAAAUAAAGUUGCAGCUAUGUAUCCUCCUACUACUACUGUAUUCUCAUACAACUAGUGUAAUUUACAUCUGUGCGUCUAUGAUCAGAGGUGUACACUCUGCAGUGUCAGCUGACUGUAUGUCUGCUUAGGAGGACCAAUGUAUGUGUUUUUUUAUCAUACUGUUUUCAGGCCAAUCACGCUUGCCUAGUGGUGACCAAGGGAUGACCGUCUGUCAUGUAACAAGUCUACUUGUUACUUAUGAACCAAGACGAAGCAUUCUGUCUAAGAUGGAAGACUUUCUCUGUGUACAUUUGGAAAUGUGCAAGAGGAUCACUUCAUACAGCACGAACACAGAGUGUGGGGGAAAACAAUAAAAUGUUUUAUGUAAUUUGAUUUUGUAGUGAAUAUUUUAAGGUGGAUCUAUUUUGUCCACUGUCUGUUUUGGUAUCCCAUGAAUAUCCAGCAAGUAUUGUGUUUUAGUUUAAAACUCUCUGCGUUAAAGUGUACAAAUAUUGUUUUCCCCCUGGAAACUUGCCUGGUGUAAUAAAAAAAAAACACUUUUUUGCAGAAUUAUCUCUUCA
Messenger RNA from Engraulis encrasicolus (European anchovy), 3078 nucleotides. It is a transcript of the gene slu7, whose product is annotated as SLU7 homolog, splicing factor. Lineage: Eukaryota; Metazoa; Chordata; Actinopteri; Clupeiformes; Engraulidae. Gene Ontology annotation, biological process: mRNA splicing, via spliceosome. The transcript has 14 exons. Bases 7 to 1710 code for a protein of 567 amino acids. The record is from RefSeq and is a predicted model, not a curated record. Gene Ontology annotation, molecular function: pre-mRNA 3'-splice site binding. Gene Ontology annotation, cellular component: spliceosomal complex.